This is a messenger RNA of Diversispora eburnea, 1935 nucleotides long. NCBI's taxonomy places the organism in Eukaryota, Fungi, Glomeromycota, Glomeromycetes, Diversisporales, Diversisporaceae. The record is from the annotation of a GenBank genome assembly.
AUGGACGAGAACAAGUCUCAACCUCUCCAUGUUACAGGAAUACUUGUAUAUCGUAUACAGAAACAAAUUGAAUUUUUAUUGUUAAACGAUACUUUUUCUCAUAAAAAACAUUGGACAUCUCCUAAGGGAGUAGUAAUUCGUCAAGAAGACGAAAAAAAAUGCGCUCUUCGUAAUACACUUGAAAUUACUGGUCUUUCCGUUAACGAUUUAAGAAUUGAAGACGAUUUUAAAGUUGAAAUUACCUAUCUUUCGGGAACCCGACCUAAGAGAGUUGUUUACUACCUUGCUCAAGCUUCAGACUAUGCACGAGUAUAUACUAGUGGAGAAGGCCUCAAUUUUGCGUGGUUGUCUCUUAAUGUCGCCACGGAAAAGGCCAUUUAUAAAAGUAUGCAAGAAGUCAUCAAAAAGGCUUACUCUUACAUUGCCAAAAAGAAACCACCAAAAAAUUCCGAUCCCCCACAAAGACCCCGCAUUGAAAAAAAUCAAAUCAAUAGCGACAGGCUAGACUCCAGGAUGAAAGUUUUAAACCUUGCUUUACCCUUAGAUUCGCAGCGUGCAGCAAUUUCUCGCCAGAGACUUGAGCUUGUUCGCGAGCGUCAGCAACAUAAUCGUCCAGAAAAGAACGGGAAUGGCUUUUCGUCACCUCUUCACUCACCUGUGAUGCCAUUUGAAAAUCCACUUUAUAAAACGCGUCUUUGUGAGCGUUUCGAAACCGAAGGUUUUUGUCCAUAUGGACCAAAAUGCACCUUUGCUCAUGGUACUGUUGAACUCAGGGAGAGACCAGCUGGUGAAGAGAAAAUCGAUGCCCCACUUACUGCAAAAGAUGGUCCAGAUAAUCCUCUAUAUAAAACACGUUUAUGCGAACGUUUUAUGAAGGAAAAUUUCUGUCAGUAUGGACCAAAAUGUAAUUUUGCUCACGGUGAGGAAGAAUUAAGGGAAAGACCUAAUGCCGGCCGAGAGAAUCUUGAGAGUGAUAGCCCUGAACCACAUCCCCCGACUAACAAAUAUCAACAUCCUCAUUAUCGACAAAAUAACCCUAGUGAAAAUGAUACAGAAAAGAAAGUGCACCCGUCGAAUACUGGCAUUAUCGGAGGGUGGCGAUCAGAACGAUCGGAAAUUCAUAAUGGAAUAUUUGGUCGUAUUUCCAUUUUAUCAGGUUCAGAUUCAAAUUCAAAUCAUGCGAUGACUAGUAGUCCUUCCCAAAUAGAAGAAACUCAAAUCGAAACAGAUAAUAAUAAACCUUUAGAAUACAAGAACUUGGAACCUGAUUCUGAAGAAAAAGGAAUGAAUGAGGAACGUAAAUUGACGGAAGAAACAGAACGAGAUAUGAAUUUUAAUCAUAAAGAACAAGAUGAAGAAUCAAAAGAAAAUUCAUCCUCACCACAUUUAUCUGCCAAAAACAUUAGUGGUAAACGUCGUGUUGGAAAAGAUAUAAUCGGAGACGAAAGAACAGACCAUCAAUCUCCCGGCGAUAAACGUCCACAUGAUGAAGCUUUCAUUUCUGAUCUUAAACGAGUUUUUUCUCAGAAUAAAUCAAUUACGGAAGAAAUUAAAGAGAUUACACUUAUCGAAACUAGGAAAGAUUUGUCUAAAUCACAAUUAUUUAAUAUAUUGAUUCCAAGUUUGUAUGAUGAAGCGACGUGGGAUGUAAUUAGCAAAGAUCUUGUGAAAAGGGAAAAAUUAUUUAAAACGUUUGUUCGUUCAAGCCAAGACCAAAUUACUUUUCUUAGAUCCUGGGAAAAGUUUUUGAAUGGGCGUAAUGCAAAUCUGAAAAACAAGGCGCAUCUAAUUUUCAAAGAUUUUUAUGAUAAAGACUUUAUUGAAGAAGAUUCUGUUUUGGAAUGGUAUGAUCAUGCUAAAGACACUAGUGAGGUUAAAAAGAAGUGUUCAGUUUUUAUCACUUGGCUUAAAAAUGCCGAAGAGGAAGAAGAAUAG